AUGCAGCUCUACAGCAGCGUGUGCACCCACUUCCCCACCGGGGCCCCGGGCCCCACGGCCGCCGCCCCCGCGCCGCCCGCCGCCGCCGCCGCAGCCGCAGCCUUCAAGGUCUCCCUGCCGCCGCCCGGAGCCGCCAGCGCCGCGCCCGAGCCCGAGACCGGAGAGCGCCUGCCCGCAGCCGCCGUCGAGGCCCGUGAGGCCACCGCCGCCAAGAUGCCCGCCUUCUCUUCGUGCUUCGAGGUGGUGUCCGGGGCCGCCGCGCCCGCCGCCCCCGGCUCGUCCGGCGCGUCCUGCAAGCCGCCGCUGCCCCCGCACUACACGGCCACGGCGCAGGUCGCCGUCCGGGCCCUGGGCGCCGAGCGCUUGGUGUUGCGCGCGCCCGAGUCGGGCCCCGGCGCCGCCCCGCGCGGCCGCUGCAUCCUGCUGACCCCGGGCCCGGCCACCCCGCCGCCGCCGCCGCCGCCUCCGCGCAGGGUCUCCUCGGCCUGGCUGCUGGACGAGCUGCUGCGACCCGACGGUCCCGAGUCCGGCCUGGACACGGCGCGCGAGGGCCCCGACAGGAACUUCCGACUGAGUGAGCACCGCCAGGCCCUGGCCGCCUCCAAGCACCGCGGGCCCGCGCUGUCCCCGGGGAGCCCCGAGCCCGGCCCCGCAUCGUGGGCCGAUGAGCCGCGGGCCGAUCGGGUCCCUCGCGCCUGGGACCGGGGGAGUGACCGCAGCGACCCUGCUGGCGCGCACGCGGUGCGGCGCCCUGACCCGGAGCCCGAGGCGCCCGCCGCGCGGAGCAGCGGGGCGGCGGCGGGUAGUGCGACCGAUACGGUGGUGGUGUCCAGAUCGGAUCCUCGGGACGAGAAGCUGGCCCUGUACCUGGCCGAGGUGGAGAGGCAGGACAAGUACCUGCGGCAGAGGAAUAAGUUCCGGUUCCACAUCAUCCCCGACGGCAACUGCCUGUACCGAGCUGUGAGCAAGGCCGUGUACGGAGACCAGAGCCUGCACCGGGAGCUGCGGGAGCAGACGGUGCACUACAUCGCCGAUCAUCUCGACCAUUUUAACCCCCUGAUUGAGGGCGACGUCGGGGAGUUUAUCGUCGCGGCUGCCCAAGACGGAGCUUGGGCCGGGUACCCGGAAUUGCUGGCGAUGGGGCAGAUGCUGAAUGUGAAUAUACACUUAACUACUGGAGGGAGAUUGGAGAGCCCCACAGUGUCUACCAUGAUUCACUAUCUGGGCCCCGAGGACUCCUUAAGGCCUAGCAUUUGGCUCAGCUGGCUCAGUAAUGGACACUAUGAUGCGGUUUUCGAUCACUCCUAUCCUAACCCAGAGUAUGACAGUUGGUGCAAACAAACCCAAGUGCAAAGAAAACGAGAUGAAGAACUUGCCAAAUCCAUGGCCAUAUCUCUGUCCAAAAUGUAUAUUGAGCAAAACGCAUGCUCUUGAAAUGUCUGAAAACCUUAACCCUUUGGGGGAAAUCAAAUACUUAAUUUAUGUUUGGAGAAUCACAUGAACUCUAAUCAGGGUAAUAGCACUUUUAAACUUCCUAGUAGGUUUUUCUGUAGGUGUAAUGCCUUAAUCAUUUCUUUGAAUGUCUUCUCAGAGCUGAACGUUGCUGGGCACCUAAAUGAUGUUUCUUGAUAGCUGGGUGAUCCUACUGCUAUUUAUAAUUUGCUGUAUAAAAUGAGCACUACUUAAAUUGCAAGCUAAUUUCUCACAGUAUAAUAAAUUUGUUCAUUCCCGGUAGUCUAUUUUCUAUAAAAAUGUAUUUUUGCACAUUUUUAAAAAUUGGACCUUCAUCUAUGAUGUGUUCCAUUUUGACACGGCUUUCAAGCAGAAAUCCAGAGAAGUGCUUUCUAUGAAAUUUAUUAUUUUGAGCAGUCUUGUGAUUUAGUAGUUACUUUAUGUUGAAAUUGGAAUUUCACAAUUCUUAGAAAAUUUUUUCAAGUGAAUAUUGAUGUACUCAUAUUACCAGAUGAUUGACUCAUUCCAUUUUGUUGAAAUAGCUUUGUUUUGGAAAUUAUUUUUCUAGAAAUGAUCGGUCUUGAAAUACUUAAGGAGCAUGGAUGUGGGAAGACUUUUUUCUUUUAAGGGACAGUACCAGGUCUUACCUGAUAUUUCCUGAUGACAGUAUGAUGAUCGUGUGUUCUGGUUGAUGUUUAGAGUAGACUGACUGUUGCUCUUGUUUUCAUUUACAUUUGUCAUUUUGUUACGAAAGAAUUUUAACAUGCUGUAAAAUUUUGUGAUGAGAGAAGUCUCCUGCUCUGUAUAGCUUCUUAAAUUCAACCAAGAAAUUUAAAAAUUUAAAAACUGGUAGCAUAAGUGCCUGGAACCAUCCCUGGCAUUUUUAUAGCAGGAGAAUCUUGUCUUAAUAUUCUGUUCCUUUAAAAUUCUUCGAAAAGGCAAAGUAGGAUUGCCUCUUAUGUAAAAAUAUCUCUAAACUGCUUGUAUGGUUUGCUGGGUCAAACAGUAUCUCCAAUCUAAAAAUUUAUCUCAUUUCAACUUUAUCUACUUUUAGUCAUAUUUAUUAAGUAAUGCGUUUGUACUUUUUUAUUUUGUAACAUUUUGUGAUUUUUUUGUACAAUAUUGUAUUUGUAAAAUAGUUCUCAGCUGAUGGAAUGAAUAAAACGCACACUUUUACAACUGCC
Messenger RNA from Cavia porcellus (domestic guinea pig), 2636 nucleotides. RefSeq names its product OTU deubiquitinase 1 (gene Otud1). The record is from RefSeq and is a predicted model, not a curated record. The coding region runs from base 1 to 1434 and encodes 477 amino acids. NCBI's taxonomy places the organism in Eukaryota, Metazoa, Chordata, Mammalia, Rodentia, Caviidae. The transcript has a single exon. Gene Ontology annotation, biological process: protein K63-linked deubiquitination. Gene Ontology annotation, molecular function: cysteine-type deubiquitinase activity.